AUGAGCGGAGCGUGGACCUAUGGGAAUUUCCCAGAAGGCAGUCGUGCCCAUGUGGUGCAGGUGGGACUUGGAGACAACCGAACCUUUCUGCACGACUGGGGAGACUCAAAUCCCAAUCUCGGGUGGCUGCUUUCAGCCGUCUCCCGGGAUCGCGACUUCUGUGGUGUGGCCGUGGAACCGGUGUGGAAGCAUUUGGAAGCCGCAUACCACCUGGCCAAAGACACCGGGUACGACUACAACGUGGCUUUAGUCCAGGCGGCCCUGGGGGAGUACACCGGACGCACGCUGAUGUACCGUGUGGAAGAGCUGAGCCAGAAGGAACUGCAGUGCUUGGACCCCGCGGCCCGGGAGGAGUUGUCCGAUUGGCUUCGAGAUCGACACCAUAUCUUGGAGGAACAGCUCGGCCCGCUGGGCGUGCACGUGCCCAUCACAGAGGAUGUGGUGCCUCUAUGGACUUGGGAACGUCUGGUGGAGGAGCUGGGUUUCAAGGGCUGCGAGGUCCUGAUCAUUGACACUGAAGGCUUUGAUGUGGAGAUCCUGAGAUCUUUGGCGGCGUACUGUGCCGAUCGCCCGGAGGAACUGCCUUGGGUCAUCCAAUUUGAAAGCAAUGGAUUGUGCAACGCUCGUGCCGGCUACAAUUGUGAAUGGUAUAUCAUUCCGGAAUUUGAGAAGCUCGGGUACACGCUUCUGGCUCGGGGCCGCGACACCUACCUGGUCCUCAAAACCGCCGAGAGCGCCUCAUUGAACGCCUGGCUGGAUGAAUGGGCCUGUGUCGGCUGUGGUUGCAGGGAGUCUCCCUACACGUUGACGCCAGAUCCUCUCUGCGAAUCCUGUGCCAAGAGCCUCAUGUCAAAGACGUGGUCCGACAGCCAGGGCAGUUGCAGCGGCAGUUGCAGCGGCAGUUGCGGCAGUUGCGACACGCUGGAGGGAGACCCUCAAGGGGCGUCCUGAGUUCGGAUCGACCCGUAAGAAUUCGCAUCGUUUCGGGUGAUCUUCACUGACCUUGUUUAUUUGGUUUCAUGAAAUUUUAGCAAAAUGGCAACUGGGAGCUUCUCAGACGAGAGAGUGCUCGGAAUUCAUUUGCAGCUUUUCCGGCCACACUAUCAACGUGGAUUUGCUCGAUAGUGAC
Molecule: messenger RNA, 1129 nt
Organism: Cladocopium goreaui
Lineage: Eukaryota; Dinophyceae; Suessiales; Symbiodiniaceae
Source: the annotation of a GenBank genome assembly